UCGUCAAAUAUAUUACAGUGUAAUUGCCACGUGUCGAAACCACAGACGCCACAGACCCAGCCAUAAGUUCUUUGUUUUUCAUUUUCACUUUGCCUAAGUCUUUCCCCACUCUUAAGCAAUAAUAAAAAGUCAUCACUGUCAUCCUGUCUUCCCAGAAACUUCACCAAACAAAUAACCCCAAAUUCAAAGUCUUCCCUUUUGCCGAAUCUACAACAAAUUCUAGGGUUUUUUAAACACUCCCUGUUUUGUUAAUUGAUCUAGUGGGUUGAUAAUCAGCUGGUGUGCUUAGUUAAAUUCUCAAAUGGAGGGGAUGGAGGAUACCAAGUCUGAGACGCAUUUAACCUCGGCUGCAGCUUUUGUGGAAGGGGGAAUCCAGGAUGCUUCUGAUGAUGCCUGCAGUAUAUGCCUUGAAGCAUUCUGUGAAAGUGAUCCAUCAACGGUGACCAGCUGCAAGCACGAGUUUCAUCUCCAUUGCAUUCUUGAAUGGUGUCAGAGGAGUUCUCAAUGUCCCAUGUGUUGGCAGCCAAUUAGCCUGAAAGAUCCAACCAGCCAGGAGCUGCUUGAGGGUGUUGAACGUGAAAGGAGUUUUAGGUUCAAUCUCUCUAGAAAUGCAACCAUAUUUCAUCAUCCAACUCUGGGGGAUUUUGAACUACAACAUCUGCCAGUGGGGGCAAAUGAUGCUGAGCUUGAGGAGCGCAUAAUCCAGCACUUGGCUGCUGCUGCUGCAAUGGGACGAGCACACCACAUUGCAAGAAGGGAAGGUCUGAGGAAUAGGUCAUCAGCUCAAGGUCGUCCACAGCUCUUGGUAUUUUCAACUCAUCCUAAUGCACCCUCUACUGGUCCUGUAUUGUCAUUAUCUCCAACUCAGAGAGAAGGUGAACCAGCCCUUGCAAUCACUGUUGGAACUCCAUCCUCUCCUGCAAGAACAGUGGGGGAAGAAUCUUUGGCAUCAAUUACUCCUGUACCUUCUGUCCAAGCUGAUCAGCUGUCUUCCUCAGCAUCUGGCUCCAAUGUUCUUUUGGUCAAUGAUCAAGGGAAUUCCUUGAACGCUAGGAGGUCUCCUAAUCAGUCUUCUCCCAAUAGUCAAGAUAGAGCAGGACCUUCAGAAUUCCAGUCAUUUUCAGAAUCAUUAAAAUCUCGGUUUAAUGCUGUUUCAAUGAGAUACAAAGAGUCAAUUUCAAAGAGUACAAGGGGUUGGAAGGAGAGAUUUUUCUCUCGCAAUACUUCCAUGGCAGAUCUUGGUUCUGAAGUUAGGAGAGAGGUUAAUGCUGGCAUUGCAACAGUCUCUCGCAUGAUGGAGCGUCUUGAAACCAGAGAUAAUAGAACCAGCACUGCUACUGUAUCAAGCAGCUUGGAAGAUAGGUCUAAUCCUGAAUCAAAUAACCACCAGAUAUCAGAUGCCGGUGGAGAAACUCCUUUGACUGAUUCCAGUGCACAAGCUUCAUGUGCUGCAAGUUCGGCAUCCUAGUAAGUAUUGUUUAAGCAACUGCAUCAACUGAAAGUGUUUUAGCUUCAAAGAUAUGUUUUGAUGGAUGUUUUGCUCUGGUUUUCAAACCAUUCUAUGUGUCCUCCUACAUCUGAAGGGAGCAGUUGGUGAUUGGGAACUGAUUCAGAGUAAAAGACACUGGAAAUAAAACAAAAAAAAGUUCUUAUAUUGUAACUCGGGAUGACCAGAUUAUGUAAAUCAGUUUAUAUUUUGAACUUUAUAUAUGAAUGUAUAAUUUUAAGCCCUGUAUGCUAGGCGCUCAAGUGUUGAAGAUGUGACAAAUUCUAGUGUAAGUCUGUUAAAUGUUAUUCAGAUUUUCAACACAAUUCGUGCUCUUGAACUUGCGCGUA
Messenger RNA from Durio zibethinus, 1836 nucleotides. RefSeq names its product E3 ubiquitin-protein ligase RHF2A-like. Gene Ontology annotation, molecular function: ubiquitin-protein transferase activity. The record is from RefSeq and is a predicted model, not a curated record. Lineage: Eukaryota; Viridiplantae; Streptophyta; Magnoliopsida; Malvales; Malvaceae.